Molecule: messenger RNA, 933 nt
Organism: Chanos chanos (milkfish)
Lineage: Eukaryota; Metazoa; Chordata; Actinopteri; Gonorynchiformes; Chanidae
Gene: or90j1
Product: odorant receptor, family 90, subfamily J, member 1
Exons: 1
Coding region: 1-933 (310 amino acids)
Biological process (GO): G protein-coupled receptor signaling pathway; detection of chemical stimulus involved in sensory perception of smell
Cellular component (GO): membrane
Molecular function (GO): G protein-coupled receptor activity; odorant binding; olfactory receptor activity
Source: RefSeq, a predicted model, not a curated record
AUGAACAACAGUUCAGAGACUGACAGACGCAAGGAUUUUUUCGAAGAGGUCGUUUUUAAAAACUUGACCGUGGUCUUGUUUGGUAUCAUCAUCAACGCCAUCAACAGCCUGCUGGUGUUUACCUUCGUUAGGACGCCCUCUCUCAGGAGCGAAAGCCGAUACAUUCUCUACAUGCAGCUGGUCUUUAACGACAUCAUCAUGCUGUCUGUUUCCGUCGCCUUGCAUGUGCUGGGUUACACGGUAAGAGACCUAAACGUUAUCGUGUGCUGCAUUCUGAUCCUCAUCGCCAACAACGUGCACAAGAACAUGCCUCUCAACCUGGCCGGAAUGGCUCUGGAACGUUUUGUGGCUGUCUGUUACCCUCUUCACCAUUCCCUGAUCUGCACCGUACAACGAACUAAAAUGCUAAUUGCCAUUAUCUGGUGUUUGGGUGCUCUGCCUGGCGUCAUAGACCUCCUGAUCACUCUCGCCCUGCGACCGCUCUCUUUCUUCACCGCAGGCAGGCUCUGCUACCACGCCAACAUCUUCAGCCUCAAGUACAAUAUCGACAAUAAUCUCGCCUCUAACAUCAGCCACUUGUGUUUUGUGUGGGUCACACUUUUCUACACCUACUUCAGGGUGCUCUUCUCAGCCAAGGCAGCCGCCUCAGACCCGGUCAAGGCCCAAAAGGCCCAGAGAACCAUCUUACUGCACGGGAUACAGCUGGUGCUCUGCAUGACGUCCUACGUGACUCCCAUAGUGGAGGCCACACUGAUUGUGCUCUUCCCAGAUUACAGGUCGGUCAUUCUCUUCUGUAACUACAUCAUCAGCAGCAUCCUGCCACGACUGCUCAGCCCGCUCAUCUACGGCCUCCGGGACCAGACCUUUAAAAAACACUUAGAGGGCCUGGUUUUGUGUCGGCUCAUUAAGGGCUCCGUCGACCCGACAGUUUGA